UAGUUAUACCGUGUACGAAACACCGACGCACUUUCUGUCUUUCUCUCUUAAAAACUCCCCCUUUUCAUCUUCUUUCUUCUUCUUCUUCUCAAUUUGAGAAGACCCCAAAUUUGAGAUCACACCAGAAACAGAAGAAAGUACAGAUUUUUUUCUUUCUUUAUCAGCCAUGAAUCCAGAAUAUGAUUAUCUGUUCAAGCUCUUGCUUAUUGGAGAUUCCGGUGUCGGUAAAUCAUGUCUUCUUUUGAGGUUUGCUGAUGAUUCUUAUCUAGAGAGUUACAUCAGUACUAUCGGGGUUGACUUCAAAAUCCGGACAGUGGAACAGGAUGGGAAGACCAUUAAGCUUCAGAUUUGGGACACAGCUGGACAAGAACGUUUCAGGACGAUCACUAGCAGUUACUACCGUGGUGCACAUGGCAUUAUAGUAGUGUAUGAUGUCACUGACCAGGAGAGCUUCAACAAUGUGAAGCAAUGGCUAAAUGAAAUUGAUCGAUAUGCUAGUGAGAGUGUCAAUAAACUUUUGGUUGGAAACAAAUGUGAUCUCACAGCAAACAGGGCCGUCUCUUAUGAGACCGGCAAGGCACUUGCUGAUGAAAUUGGGAUUCCAUUCCUGGAAACAAGUGCAAAGAAUGCCACUAACGUCGAACAAGCUUUCAUGGCCAUGGCUUCUGAAAUCAAAAACAGGAUGGCAAGCCAACCAGCAAUGAACAACGCAAGACCUCCAACAGUCCAAAUCAAAGGACAACCACUGAACCAGAGCAGUGGGUGUUGCUCCUCUUAGAUGAAGAACAAAGUAUUACAAUGCAAUACGCCAAUACCUCUCUCCCAUCUUCUACUGCACGCAUGUAAAACUAGCUAGCUAGUAGGUUUCGUUGUUUCUCUUAUUCGUUGUCAAGGCACUUAAAACCAAGUUUCUCUUUGUGAUUUGUUGUUUCUUAUUGUCAUUGUAAUUUCAUUCUUUUCUCUUUACUUUCUAUACUAUUUCAUUUAAACAUUGGGGGCCUGUACAAAUCAGGAAUAUGAUCUUAUUCAAUAGCAGCAUUCUUUCUUUGUGUUUA
This is a messenger RNA of Papaver somniferum (opium poppy), 1055 nucleotides long. RefSeq names its product ras-related protein RIC1-like. Bases 167 to 778 code for a protein of 203 amino acids. Gene Ontology annotation, molecular function: GTPase activity; GTP binding. NCBI's taxonomy places the organism in Eukaryota, Viridiplantae, Streptophyta, Magnoliopsida, Ranunculales, Papaveraceae. The record is from RefSeq and is a predicted model, not a curated record. The transcript is spliced from 8 exons.